ACAGGGUGCGGAGGGCCAGCCCCUUCCCUCUGCCCCCCAUCCUGACCUCCCCCUGCCAUUCCGCCUGGCAGGGACCAUGAGGCUGUCCCUCCUCCUCGCCAUGGCGGAGAAAGUCGCGCUCCCGCGGGGCUACCGCUACGGCAUGAACAAGCCCGGGUCGGUAGCCGACAAGAUCAAGAACUACCCCGGCAUCCGGCGCAAGAGGGUGGUUGUGGAGCCCAUCCGUGAAGAGGACUGGAAGGUCUUCCAGGGCGACACGGUCCAGAUCCUAUCGGGGAGGAAAGACGUCGGCAAACAAGGGAUGGUGUCUCAAGUCAUCAGGGAGCGGAACUGGGUUGUCCUGGAAGGCCUGAACGUGCAUUACCGCUACGUGGGUAAAACCAGCACCUACCGCGGGACGUUUGUGCCCAGCGAAGCACCGCUGUUGGUGGGGCAGGUGGCCCUGAUCGACCCAACCGACAGGCAGCCCACAGAGGUGGAGUGGCGCUACACGGAAGAGGGGGAGCGAGUGCGCGUCUCCCUCAGGACCGGCAGGAUCAUCCCCAAGCCGCUUGAGCAGAGGGAGGACGGCAUUAUUCCGGAACAGUGGAUAGAUGGCCUCAAGGACACAUCUGUGGAGGAGGCCCUGGAGAAGACCUAUGUCCCCUCUCUGAAGACGUUCCAAGAGGAAAUCAUGGAGCUGAAGGGAAUUGUAGAGACGCGAACCUUCAGGAAGUCCUACUGGUACUAACGCCUGUAGUCCGCGGAAUGCCUCCGGCCGGCCAAUGACUCCCUGCCCUCCUGAGGACCCGGGCCUGGCCUGGCCUUGGGCUGCAGCUUCAGACGGGACUGACUGAUUUAUAAAGGGUCUUCGAAGCCUC
Messenger RNA from Elgaria multicarinata webbii, 860 nucleotides. It is a transcript of the gene MRPL24, whose product is annotated as mitochondrial ribosomal protein L24. Gene Ontology annotation, molecular function: RNA binding; structural constituent of ribosome. Gene Ontology annotation, cellular component: ribosome; mitochondrion. Bases 77 to 730 code for a protein of 217 amino acids. Gene Ontology annotation, biological process: translation. The transcript is spliced from 5 exons. Lineage: Eukaryota; Metazoa; Chordata; Lepidosauria; Squamata; Anguidae. The record is from RefSeq and is a predicted model, not a curated record.